Molecule: messenger RNA, 2825 nt
Organism: Brienomyrus brachyistius
Lineage: Eukaryota; Metazoa; Chordata; Actinopteri; Osteoglossiformes; Mormyridae
Product: parathyroid hormone 2 receptor-like
Exons: 13
Coding region: 137-1780 (547 amino acids)
Biological process (GO): cell surface receptor signaling pathway; adenylate cyclase-modulating G protein-coupled receptor signaling pathway
Cellular component (GO): plasma membrane
Molecular function (GO): peptide hormone binding; parathyroid hormone receptor activity; G protein-coupled peptide receptor activity
Source: RefSeq, a predicted model, not a curated record
AUUUACAUGAAUAGGAAGACCGGUACAGUGCGGGAGACGGAGUGGACAUUUUUCAAUAUUUUCAUAUGGGAACGUUAAAAUUAAUGCGACUGAAAGUUCUUCUGCAGAUAUAAUAGCAGGAAGUCCAGCAACAGGUAUGAAGCUGAAGUUGAAGCUGAAGAUGAAGCAUCUGCUGUGGAACUUCGCCAAAGUCAUCUGGAUGUUCUGCACUUCAGUGCAGGCGCAGGUGGGCUCGGAUGCUGGAAUCACUGCCCAGGAGCAGGUGUACCUCCUAUACGAUGUCAAGGUGCAGUGCCUGCAGAACGUGUCGUCGCACGACCCCACAGAUGAGCCCUGCCCCCCCGGGUGGGAUGGCCUGAUCUGCUGGCCACAGGGAUCCCCGGGAGCAGUCACGCAGGUCCCAUGCCCCAAAUAUGUCUACGACUUCAACCACAAAGGUCACGCCUACAGGAAAUGUGAUGCCAACGGCUCAUGGGUUUUUCUGGAGAGCUUAAACAGGACGUGGGCAAAUUAUUCUGAAUGUUUGAGGUUCCUUCAGCCGGAUCAUGUGGUGGGGAAGCAGGACUUUUUCGAGCGACUCUACAUCAUGUACACCAUCGGUUAUGCGGUGUCCUUCAGCUCCCUCCUGGUCGCCAUCUUUAUCAUCGGAUACUUCCGGCGCCUGCACUGCACCAGGAACUACAUCCACAUGCACUUGUUCGUGUCGUUCAUGCUGCGAGCCGUCAGUAUCUUCAUCAAGGACCACGUGGUUCACGCCAAUGUCGGCCUGCAAGAAUUCGACUCGGUGCUGAUGGACAACUUCAGGACCGUCUCUGUAAUGUCAGUGGACAAGUCUCAGUAUAUUGGCUGCAAGAUCACUGUCCUCCUCUUCAUCUACUUCUUAGCAACCAACUACUACUGGAUCCUGGUGGAGGGGCUGUACCUGCACAGCCUCAUCUUCAUGGCCUUCUUCUCGGACACCAAGUAUCUGUGGUGGUUCACCAUGGUCGGCUGGGGUGUCCCCGCUGUCUUUGUGGCGGCCUGGGCCAUCGUCCGGGCAAUGCUGGCCGACGCCAGAUGCUGGGAGCUCAGCGCAGGAAACAUCAAAUGGAUCUACCAGGUGCCCAUUUUAACCGCCAUUGGACUAAACUUCAUCUUAUUUGUAAAUAUUGUACGGGUGCUUGCAACAAAGAUCCGGGAGACCAACGCAGGGCACUAUGACACAAGAAAGCAGUACAGGAAGCUGGCCAAGUCCACCCUGGUCCUGGUGCUGGUGUUCGGGGUGCAUUACAUCGUGUUCGUGGGGAUGCCGCACACAGCCAAGGGCGUCGCCUGGGAGGUCCGCAUGUACUGCGAGCUUUUCUUCAACUCCUUCCAGGGCUUUUUCGUCUCCAUCAUCUACUGCUACUGCAACGGCGAGGUCCAGACAGAAAUCAAGAAGACGUGGACGAGGUGGAACCUGGCCUUCGACUGGACGGCCCCGGUGCGGUGUGGGGGAUACCGCUACGGCUCUGUACUGACCAGCUUGAGUCAGAGUGCCGGCAGCCAAUCACAGCUGGCCGCUGUCUCCCGCUCCACCGCCCUCUUCUCCAGCCAGGUGUACCGUAGCCGGGGAGGGCGCUCUGCCACCACCCAGGCUGCCCUGCCAGGCUGCGUGCUCAGUGGCUCAGAGGGCGACAGCCUGCCCGCAUCUGCCCCCGAGGAGCGCGACGAGAGCGCUGGGCAUGUGGACGACAUCUCGCUGAAGGAGGCGCCAUGUGGGCCCCGUGGGGCCGAGGCCGACCAGGAGGAGAGCAUAUAGGAUGGGGGUGGGGGGCCCCAGAAGACCCUCACACACACAGGGGGAGAGAGCCCCCGUGAAGCUCUUACACACACAUGGAGAGAGGGGCCCCCUUGCAAGGCCCUCACACACACAGGAAAAAGGGCCCUAUACAGCCCUCACAGGCACAUGCAAAGAGGAGCCCCACAAGUUCCUUACAUACAUGCACAGAUAGGGGCCCCUCAAGGCGCUUAAACGCACAUGGGGAGAGGAGCCCCAUGAGUUCCUUGCAUGCACACAGAGAUAGGGGCCCCACAAGGCCCUCACACACACAUGGGGAGGGGGGGGGGUCCAUGAAGCCCUUACAAACACAUGGAGAGAGGAACUCCAGCAAGGCCCUCAAAUGCACCUUAAGAGAGGGGCCCCACAAGGCCCUCACAUGCAGAUGGGGAUAGGGGCCCCACAAGGCUUUCACAUGCAAAUAGGGAUAGGGGCCCCACGAGGCUUUCACAUACAAAUGGGGAUAGGGGCCCCACAAGGCCCUCACAUGCAAAUGGGGAUAGGGACCCACAAGGCCCUCAAUGCACAUGGAAAUAGGGGCCCCACAAGGCCCUCAUACGCAGAUGGGGAUAGGGGCCCCACAAGGCUCUCACAUUUACAUGGAGAUAGGAGCCCCACAAGGUCCUCGCACGCAGACCAGUAGAGGGGCCCCCAAGGGGACUUCACACACUCACAUAUUGGCAUGUGCAUGGACACACACAGGCACAGUCUAUCACGCACAAACACGCCCUCAUGCCAACAGGAUAGACCCCUAGUGAGGCGGGGGGUGGACAGCCACACUACUGUCCUCUGCUUUUUCCUGUCAUUUUAAAUCCUAAUGUCCUCAUUGCCUGGCAGUACAUGAAUGGCGACUGUUUAACUUUGCCUGUAAACACUGAGCAUUACGGGGAAGGAGUGUGAGGGUCCCCGUCUGGCAUCUCUGUGACCACCAACAGCUCUCAGAGUAUCACUGCUAGUGAGGGGAUCUCGGCUGAUGUCCCUCUGGUCAGCAGCUCAAUAAACCACUAUAUUUUUCUGGCUUGUACAA